ACCCCGCCUAUUUCUACAAUGUAUCUUAAAAUGUGAUUUAAAACCUAAUGUUAACGACACUUCUAGUCUUUUGCCUAACCAUAUCUUUAAAUUAAGACCAAAAAGCACAUUUGUGUUUACAUGAAUUACAAUAUAUUUGGACUGUAUGGCUGUGGUAAUUAGUGGAAGGGCAUCAACCGGGUCCGCGCCACCAACAUACGAAGGACAGCAUCGACCUCGACCAGACAUUCGCAACGCAGGCUGUAGUGGGACAGAAACCUCGUAGAGCCAAAGAUCGCGUAUCCAUCGUCAGAUUAACAUUUUCAGUUCUAAUUGCCUCAUCGUCUCGCACAUUGCAGAGCCUUUGGAAACCUGGCUCAACAAGGACACAACUUCACCAUGUCAGCAACCAUUCAGAGAAAGACUGGCAUGGCCAACUCUGCUGAAGCCAAGAAAACAGAGCUCAGAAUUAAUGAGAAGAAAUGCUCAUGGGCAUCCUACAUGACAAACUCUCCCACAGUGAUUGUAAUGAUCGGCCUACCUGCCAGGGGAAAGACCUACAUGUCUAAGAAACUGACACGGUACCUCAACUGGAUAGGGGUGCCAACCAAAGUGUUUAACUUGGGUGUCUACCGCCGAGAGGCCGUCAAAGCUUACAAGUCCUACGACUUCUUCAGGCACGACAACAAGGAAGCCAUGGAAAUAAGGAAACAGUGUGCCCUGGUAGCCCUGGAGGAUGUGAAGGGAUAUCUAACUGAAGAAGGUGGACAAAUCGCUGUAUUUGAUGCAACAAACACAACAAGGGAGAGGAGAGACCUCAUUCUUGAUUUUGGGAAAGAGAAUGCAUUCAAGGUGUUCUUUGUGGAGUCAGUGUGUGACGACCCAGAAGUCAUUGCUGCUAAUAUUCUGGAAGUGAAGGUAUCCAGUCCAGACUACCCAGAGAGGCACAGGGAGAGAGUGAUGGAUGACUUUCUCAAACGCAUAGAGUGCUAUAAGGUUACAUACCAACCUUUGGAUCCCGACGAUUAUGACAAGGACCUAUCCUUCAUCAAGGUGGAGAACGUGGGCCGGCGCUUCCUGGUGAACCGGGUGCAGGACUACAUCCAGAGUAAGAUAGUGUACUACCUCAUGAACAUCCAAGUGCACUCUCACUCCCUCUACCUGUGCCGGCAUGGAGAGAGCAAUCACAACAUGGAGGGCCGUAUCGGAGGUGACUCGGAGCUCUCCCUAGGAGGAAAACAGUUUGCUCAUGCCUUGCACAGCUUCAUUGAGGAGCACAAACUGUCUGACUUGAAGGUGUGGACUAGCCAGCUGAGACGCACCAUCCAGACUGCUGAGGAGCUGAUUGUGCCCUACGAACAGUGGAAGAUCCUCAAUGAGAUUGAUGCUGGUGUGUGUGAGGAGAUGACCUAUGACAUGAUCCAGAAAUCCUUCCCAGAGGAGUUUGCCCUGAGGGACCAGGACAAGUACCACUACCGCUACCCAGGGGGAGAGUCCUACCAGGACCUGGUGCAGCGGUUAGAGCCUGUCAUCAUGGAGCUAGAGAGACAGGGCAACGUGCUGGUUAUCUGUCACCAGGCUGUCAUGCGCUGCCUGCUGGCCUACUUCUUGGACAAGAGUGCAGAUGACCUGCCCUACCUGAAAUGUCCACUGCACACAGUGCUCAAACUCACUCCUGUUGCGUAUGGCUGUAAAGUGGAAAUGUUUUAUCUUAAUGUGAAGGCAGUGAACACACAUCGCGACCGACCACUUGAUAAUGUCCCGAGGGACCCAGCUCCCAUGCUGCUCCGACGGAAUAGUUAUACCCCCCUGUCCAGUCUCGACCAGUUCAACCGGCCCAGGCUCUACAGUGCCGGCAACCGGCCCUGGCUCCCUGAGAUGCCAGAGGGGAUGUUGCAGCAAAGCCAACCUCGUAUAGGAAGCUGUUUUCUGACUCCCUGUGUGAAGGAGUCGACUAUGACAGCCCAGAAACUAGUGGCUGUUUCCGCUUCUGAGUGACUACGAAGUCACCUUCAUGUUCAGCUGGUGCCUCAGUUUCUCCCUGUGACCUGAAGCUUAUCAUCAUCCUCUCCUCCAUUUGUCUGCAUGCCAAACCUCUGGAACAACUGGUGGAAUACUGUAACCAAAAAAAAGCAGUUGUAGAAACAUCUCACGGAUGAUCAUUGGAAACAGGAUGCACCUGAGCUCAAUUUCGAUUCUCAUAGCAAAGGGUCUGAAUACUUAUGUAAAUAAGGGGUUUCAACCUGUUUUCGCUUUGUCAUUAUGGGGUAUUGUGUGUAGAUUGCUGAGGAUUAUUUAUUUAUUUAUUUCAUUUUAGAAUAAGGCUGUAACGUAACAAAAUGUGGGGAAAAAAUCUAGUGGGCUGUGUAUUAUAUAUAUAUUAUAUAUAAUUUUAGAUUAGAAGUUAGUCCAGUGCUCUUUAAAAAUUGGGGCAUGCUGCAUAAUAAAUAUGUGUAUAAUCAUACACAUGAAGGUUCCAAAUAAAUGUCAAGAGGUGUGACUAUAUAUUUGAUAGUUUUCCAAGGAUAGCCUGCUCUGCUCAAGAAUGUACUGUAUUCAAUACACGGCUGCGUGAAUUUUAACAUGCCAAAUGUUGCCUGUUGAUAUGGACUUCAUUGCAUCAAUCAGCUAGUUUAGCAUUGUUGAAUUGUAUUUAAGACGUUUCUCCAGUAAUUGUAUUAAAGAAUCAAUGAAGAUAUAAAACAGA
Molecule: messenger RNA, 2686 nt
Organism: Oncorhynchus masou masou (cherry salmon)
Lineage: Eukaryota; Metazoa; Chordata; Actinopteri; Salmoniformes; Salmonidae
Product: 6-phosphofructo-2-kinase/fructose-2,6-bisphosphatase 2-like
Exons: 17
Coding region: 379-1977 (532 amino acids)
Biological process (GO): fructose metabolic process; fructose 2,6-bisphosphate metabolic process
Cellular component (GO): cytosol
Molecular function (GO): 6-phosphofructo-2-kinase activity; fructose-2,6-bisphosphate 2-phosphatase activity; ATP binding
Source: RefSeq, a predicted model, not a curated record